UCGCGGCCUCGUCCCCACGUGCGUUGUGGCAGCGCCGUUUCCAGCAUGGCCGGAGAUAGCAGCGGCAGCCGCCCCGGCCAGGUGGAGGCUCCGAUUUCGCACCCGGGCAGGCUCCUGGGGCAGAAUCGGAAAUUCUUGGACUUCUUCUGGGACAUCGCGAAGCCCCAGCAGGAGAUCCGCCUGGCGGCCACCGAGGGCUUGAUCCGCUACUUGCAGGAGAACCAGAAGGAUGAUGAUGUGUUGAAAUACACAUUGAAACGCCUGACUGAUGGAUUGGCAGCCACUCGAGAGGCAUCCCGGCCAGGUUUCAGUCUGGCACUGGCUCAGGUGUUGCAAGUGUUCGAAGAGAUCCCAUUGCUCAAAGUCCUGGAACAGAUCAAAGAAAAACACGAUCUUGGCAGAAUAAAGAAAAAACUCUUCAGAAAUGCUGUGUUUGGCAACUUCUUCGGUGUCCUGGCUCUGUUCCAAUCAGGACGGCUGGCGAAGGACUUAAAGGCUCUCCUGGGGUGCGUGCAACUGCUUCAGAGCCUUUCUGAGCAUCACGCGCACCUGAAAGAUCUCCCCAGGAGGACGUUGGCUGACAUUGUCUCUGAGAUUCCAGAAGGUGUGUUUGAAGUCCUCUUCAGUGCCCUGGAGGAUGACCUCACAUCCGCUUUCAGCACUCCAGGGCAGCUAUACCUCUUGCUUGUGGGCAUCCAGAAGUUCCCAGGAGUUCUCUACCCAGAAAAGCUGAAGGAACUGCUGGGAACAGACACCGUCAUCACAGCAGAAAACAUUCCCAAGCUGGUGGAGGUUUUGAAAAUGGCUGUGAAGUCCGAAAAGAAGGACCGAACGCUGCCGAGUGUUGGGCUGGACUUGAUGAAAGUUGCCUUGAGGGAAGGUUCCUUCGAGCUGUUCUGGAAAGAAGUCGUUGAGAACGGGCUGCUCAAAGAUAACAACGGAGCGUGCAGUUACAUGUGCUAUCGGCUGCUGGGCAGUGCUCUUCCACUCCUGUCUCUUGGCCAGCUGAAGAUGAUUCUUCGAGGGGAGGUCAUGCGACAGUAUGGGACUCACGUGGUGUGCACUCAGCUACCUGACAGGUUCAAGUUUGCCCCUGAGAUGGAAGCCUACGUCAGUGCAUUCCUGGAGGGUUGUCCCGAUGCUGAGAAGCAGCUGGCGGUGAUGGUCGGCUUCUCCACCCUCACCAACCAAGGGCAUCCCGUCGUGCCGACCUUCUGGAAAGUGGUGAGGCACCUGCUUCCCACGGCCUUGCUGAAAUACAUCAGUUGGCUUAAGGACAUGUUCCUGGACCCGGAUCUAGACUCCUGCUUGGAUUUUGCCACCAAGCGGCAGAAGCAGAACGAGAAGCAAAGCCAUGCAGAGAAGAGUGAGCACAGCAUCACGCGACUGAGGAAAUGGAUCAUUGCCCGGCUGGCUGGGAUAGUUGAAAACCCGCAAAUAAAGAAAGAAGAAGAGUUUGUGAUGGAUGUUGCCAGGUUUUGCUUCUUCCAUGCUUUUUUUGAGGCUAAGAAGCCAACCUCUGAAAUCCCUGAGGCUGAAGCUGUUCCAUCGGUGCUUCUGAAGGAACCAUCUCGCUCGGCAGCUGCAAAUUCAUUUUUCAGCCUGCUUCAGCACCUGAGCUCAAUGCCUGCCCUGGGGGAUUCCGCAAGAGCCGAAGAGAUGAGGAAGAAGCGUCUCCACGGCUUGAUGGCGAGCGGGGAUCCCUGGAUCUACGGCAUGGUCCAGUAUGCCAACCUCCUCCUUUCUCAGCCCAAACACGUCAAGGUUGUGACACCGUUCGGUAACGAGGCCAAGGCAGCUUGGGACCGGAUGCUGCAGACAGUGGAAGACUUGAGGAAGAAAGAGAAGAAAAACCCUGCCCUGAAGACUUCUGCCUUCCAGCAUCUUCUGCUGUUGGUGGGCAUUCACCUUUUCAAGUUGCCAGCAGAGUGCAUGGAUCUUCUGCAUGACCUUCAGAAUUGCACCAAGAGGGCCUUUGGGGAGAAGCCAAAGAAGAAGAAAGCUGCUGCUGAUGGUGAAGAAGAGCCGGAAUGGGUGGAGGUGACGGUGGAGGUCCUCCUCUCCCUUUUAACCCAGUCCAGCGGGCUGAUCCGGAAGGUCUGCAAAAGCGUGUUUGGACUCAUCGCUCAGCACAUGACUAAGGGGGCCUUGCAGCUCAUCCUGGAUGUUUUUGACCCACAACAAGAUCAGGAUGAAGAAAGUGCUGUUGUGGUGGUGGAAGAAACGCACAAAAAGAAAAUUGCACAGAAGGAUGCGGGAGGAGAUGGCACCUCUGAAGAGAGUUCCGAGUCUUCUUGUGCAGACGACUCUGAAGAUGAUGAUGAUGACAGCAACGACGAAGCAGAGAACGGGAAGACGGACAGCGAAGACGAGAAAGAAGAAGAGAUGGAUGAGAACUUUCGCCAUCAGCUGAUGAACAUUCUGCAGUCUGGGAAUGCACUGGGAGGCGAUGACAGUGACGAGGACGUCGAUGAUGAGACCAUGAUGUCCCUGGACGAGAACCUGUCCGCCCUGUUCGCUGAGCAGAAGAAGCGCAUCCAAGCCAAGAAGGACGAGCGGGAGAAGAUGCGGAAGGAGAAGAUUUUACGCAGGGACUUCAAGAUUAAGGUUCUGGAUCUAGUGGAGGUGUUCCUUACAAAGCAGGCAGAGAACCCCCUCGUCUUCGGCAUCAUUGACCCUCUGCUGUUGGUGAUUGAGCAGAGCAUGAGCUCUGAGGCCAGCAAACAAGAGCAAGAUUAUCUCCGCAAGACGGCUGACAUCUUCACGAAUCAUUUGUGCAGAUCCAAGCAGUACUGCAAAAAUGUGGCCCCCCUCCGGGAGGAACUGCACGCCCAUCUGGAAAGCCUGGUGAAGCGAGCUUGCAGACAGAGUGACUCCGCGGUGGCCCUUUACUGCUUCAGUGCAUCUCUGUAUAUCUUCCGAGUGUUGAAGGGAAAUCUAGCCAGUGAAGUGGACCCACAAAGUGUGGAGCUGGAGAAGAAGCCUAAAUACCAACAGAAGAGCACACAAGCACCUCUGGCCUCCACUGUCGGAAGCCUGGAUCUGGAGCGAGUGACCACCGUGUACAGGGAUGCUUUGAACUUCUUCCUGACAAAGCGCAACAGCCCACUCACCGGAUCCAUGUUUCUCGAUCUCUUUGAACGUCACCCGAUCAUGUGCAAACAACUCAUUGACACUGUUGCGAAGUCUAUCACUGCAGGGGCCAGGCAACACCAGCAGGGUCAGGCUUGCAUGCUUCUACAGAAAGCCCUACAGACCCGGCAGUUCAGACUUUCCAUUACAGACGAGGAAUGGGAGGAGCUGAUUAGAGAGAGCACCAAUCAAGUCACAGAGACUCUGAAGAUGGUGAGCGAGUUCAAAGUCAAAGUAGACCAGGAGAAGGUCCUCAAGUGUCUGGAGCUCCUGAACUUUCUCUUGAGAACUGUGACUCAGCAGAAGCUGAACGUGGACCUGACAGACUUGCGGGAGGUGCUGCAAGCGCUGAGUCAGCACGAGGGAUUUGGGAAAUCCACACGACUCUGGAACGUCUACUGGAACGUCAUGACGCUCCUGGGCUUCACGCGGCCGGCAAAGGAGAAGGCGUCAGCCCAGCCAAAGAACCCAACUGAGGCCGAACCUGUGAAGCGGAAGAAAAAGGGUUUCCUGCCAGCUUCCAAGAAGCGCAGCAAUCGGAAAAAGGUUCCUGAGCAGCCUCAGGAGAACAGUGCUGAAAAGAGCGCGGAGGCCGUUGCGGAUGGCACGGAGGCUGUUCCAGCCAAGAAGAGGAGGAAGAGAAAGAACAAAAGAAAGAAAGGAGGAGGAGGAGGAGACAACCAGAACAAAGCCCCCAAGCAGCAGGGCUCUGUGGCCAAGAAGCCAAAGUUACCACCAGGCAGUGCCAAAGAGACUGACUCGAAGCUUGGCAAUUUGAAGAAGAAAAAGAAGAAAGCGAGAAAAGGCAGAAAGCCAGUUCAUGUAGUUGGGAACUGAUUCAUAACUGUGGGGUGGGAGAGUCUUUUAUAAAUGUAUAGAGAGUUAACAUUUUGCACCCUUGUGUUAUUUUAAUAAACUAUCUGCGUUGCUAAUAACGCACAGCCAGGUUGUCUGAGUUUUGGCUC
This is a messenger RNA of Gekko japonicus, 4097 nucleotides long. RefSeq names its product MYB binding protein (P160) 1a (gene MYBBP1A). Gene Ontology annotation, molecular function: sequence-specific DNA binding; transcription corepressor activity; RNA binding. The record is from RefSeq and is a predicted model, not a curated record. The transcript is spliced from 27 exons. The coding region runs from base 46 to 3969 and encodes 1307 amino acids. NCBI's taxonomy places the organism in Eukaryota, Metazoa, Chordata, Lepidosauria, Squamata, Gekkonidae. Gene Ontology annotation, cellular component: nucleolus. Gene Ontology annotation, biological process: regulation of DNA-templated transcription.